AUGACAAUCUCAAGAUAUUUCAAAUGCUUUAACCUGGUUUCAACUAUAAAAGAGUUACUUCAGAAAUUAAGAGAGACAAGUUGGGAUGCUUUCUUGGUUCAUGUUCGAGAAUUUUACAUAAAACAUGACGUUGACAUUCCAGAUAUAAGUGCAAAAUAUAUUGGAAUAAGAGGUCAUGCUCGAAAUGAACAAGAAUUGUCUUGGGAUUAUGGUUCCAAACAACUCCUUUUGUUCGCUCGCAAGACCAAAGGUUUAGUAGUUGGCAUGAAGGUUCAGUCCCUCAUGUCCACACAUCGCUUAGUGUGGAACUCUGUAUCUGGUGACCUUGGAAGCAUGGAUGAAGAUGUAAUAAAUUAUGCAAACUUCAAUGAGAAUGAAGAUGACAUGCUUGAUAAACUGGGAGAUGACAUAUUGAAUGAACCAAUUAACAAUAUGUCAAAUAGUAUUGUGUUGACGCCGACAAAGAAUAUUGAUUGUUUGAUUGAGGUUGGAAUGGAAUUUUCUGAACGAAAGGAUAUAUUAGACUUGUACACAACAUUUGCUAGGACAACAGGUUUUGGAGUUCGGGUUAGAACAACUAAGAAGAACUACAUCAAGGUAACAUGUGCUAGAGAGGGUUUUGCAGAACAAAAAAAAAAGAGUGUUGAUCAAGUUUCUCACGGAAAUUUGAUAAGGAGGACAUCAUCAGCACGCAUAGGGUGUGAAGCUUGUAUUAAGGCUUGUACAAAUGAAAAAAUAAAAUUGUGGAGAAUUACAUAUUUUUCUGAUAACCAUAAUCAUGGUUUGGUUUCUCCAAUGAGUGUUUCAUAUCUGAGAUCACACAAAAAAAUGCCUGCUGCUGCAAAAUCAUUGAUAGAAAAAUUCAAUGAUUCGGGUUUGCCCAUCGGAAAGGUUGCCACUAUCCUUAGAGGCAAUGAUGUAUUGUUUGAUAGCCGAGAUUGUUAUAAUCAUAUGAAAAAUGUGAGAAAAAAAAUAUAUGAUGCAGGGGAUGCACAAGCUGUGUUACAUUAUUGUGUUAAACAAAAGACAAUGAAUCCAAAUUUUUUUUAUUCCAUCAAGUGUGAUGAAGAUGAUCGCAUGGAAAGCUUUUUUUGGAUUGAUGCAAGGUGUAGGCAGGCUUAUGAGCUUUUUGGGGAUGUCAUCACCUUCGACACAACAUAUAGGACUAAUAAGUAUUCCAUGCCAUUUGGACCUUUUGUUGGGGACAUGGCAAUUACCAAUGCGGUAUCCAAAGUUUUUCCAAAAGCCAAACAUCGAUUUUGUUUGUGGCAUAUUAUGAAAAAAUUUCCAGAGAAGCUUUCUCGUGUUUAUCAUGAGCAUGCAUCUUUUGGUAAUCAAAUACAUCAGAGUGUUUGGAACUCCAAAAGCACUGAAGACUUUGAUGAUAGAUGGAAUCAUAUUCUUGUUAAGUAUGGUCUUGAUGGAAAUGAGUGGUUGCAUACACUAUAUUCAAUUAGAUCCUCUUGGGUACCAAUAUUUAACAGGUCCACUUUCUUUGCUGGUAUGAACACUACGCAGCGGAGUGAAAGUAUAAAUUCAUUCUUUGAUGGUUUUGUUACAGCUGGUACAACAUUAAAAGAAUUUGUGGAAAAAUAUAAUCAAGCUGUAGAUACUCGCUACGAGUCUUUUAGAAUGGAAAACUUUGAAUCUAUGCACAAAGAAAGACGUUUGUUCAGCAAAGAGUUGUGUGAUAGUUUACAAUACUCUACGGAGAAACUUGGAAAUGACGGAGAAUGGGUUACCUAUAGAGUUUUUAAUAUGGAAGAUAUAGAAAAUUCUGCAACAGUGGAGAUAAAGGUGGAUGAUAAAGAAGCUAGGUGUUCUUGUCAAUAUUUUGAAUUCAUGGGAAUCCUACGUAAGCAUAUUCUUGCUAUUUUGUUUGUUGAAGGUGUUUAUCAAAUUCCUGAGCAUUUCAUUUUGCGUCGUUGGAGCAAGGAAGGAAAUUAUAUACUAAGUUCAUACAACGACACAUGUUUUUCUCCUGGAGAUGGACUCCUUCAGAACCUUCAGCUAAGCUCUAAAUUGUCUAGACUUGCUGAGCUUGCAAAAAGGUCACACAAGGCAUUUAGAAUCAUUAAUGAUGGUGUUGACUCUCUUGCUGCGUUUGCAGAAAAGUGUUUAAUAUCUGAGGAGAGUGAGGGUCUAGAGGAUUUCAACUUACAUUCUUUGGAUUCUCUACUCGAAGAGUCUUCCAUUAUGAACUUGAAGGAUCCUAACAUUUCACAAACUAAAGGCUGUAAAAGGAUUCAAAGUGGGAUUGAAGAAGCAUCAAAGCAUACUAAUAUACGUGGACAUUGCAAGAAACGAGGACAUAAUAAGCGUACAUGCAAAGAAAAAAAUGGAACUGAUGUUGAAGUUAAUUUUGAGGCUAGCAUUUGCUUGUCAUUCCUUUCUUGGUGA
Gastrolobium bilobum is the source of this 2400-nucleotide messenger RNA. RefSeq names its product protein FAR1-RELATED SEQUENCE 5-like. Gene Ontology annotation, biological process: regulation of DNA-templated transcription. The transcript is spliced from 6 exons. The coding region runs from base 1 to 2400 and encodes 799 amino acids. NCBI's taxonomy places the organism in Eukaryota, Viridiplantae, Streptophyta, Magnoliopsida, Fabales, Fabaceae. The record is from RefSeq and is a predicted model, not a curated record. Gene Ontology annotation, molecular function: zinc ion binding.